Molecule: messenger RNA, 838 nt
Organism: Cloeon dipterum
Lineage: Eukaryota; Metazoa; Arthropoda; Insecta; Ephemeroptera; Baetidae
Product: ARL14 effector protein-like
Exons: 3
Coding region: 323-607 (94 amino acids)
Cellular component (GO): intracellular membrane-bounded organelle
Source: RefSeq, a predicted model, not a curated record
ACAAAACACAACCAGAACACAACUGAACACAACGACAACCUUACCACCAGCACCUGACCAGCACUCACACUCGACGUUUAAAUUUUAAAUUUCGUUUCACUCUCAUCGCUACUGGCCUGUACUUUCGGGCCUUGGCCUUGCUGUUUCUGCAUUCUGCAUCACAUUGAAAAAGAACCACAGCAAAAGGAAGCGGACUAAGGGGAGUGGUAACCCAAAUCCAACAAGUAGUGACGAAGAAACGUCCCGUCUACAUUAUCUGCGCCGUGUUUGCGUUGGAAAUUCGAUUAUAAUCUUCGGAUAUUAAGCGAUCUUAUUUGGGAAAAUGAGCAAACUCAUAAACGCGCCGCUCAAUGAAAAGGAGCUGACCAACCGCGAGAGGAGGAAACUUACUAGAAAAGUUUACACCGAGAGUAAGUACGUCGCGCUGUACACUGAGGAAGGAGUCUUUAUCGCCACUGGAACUGAUUUAUGCGACUGCGGCACUCAAGAAUGUCCAGGGUGCCACUUCCCUUGCGUCAAAUGCCGCUCUUUGAAAUGUGGGCACGAAUGCAGGAGAAAUCGCAAGUGGAAAUAUGAGACAGUGAAGUGCGACACCGUUCCUCGUUAACAAAAAGGAUCUCUAGAAUCAUCAUACAUCAGAUUUAUUUUUCAACCUUGAUAUCUACAAUAUCACACAUACCAUGACAUGACGACUAGUACAGUGAGCCCUUGUCUUCCUCGUACAAAAAGAAAAUUGGAACUUGUUGAUUGUUCACAACAACCAUCUCAACGUGUCGAAUUAAAUAAACCGCAGCUAUUCCGUAUGCAAGACAAGGAAGGCCUACAAGCGAUAAAAUUA